Molecule: messenger RNA, 4014 nt
Organism: Chaetomium strumarium
Lineage: Eukaryota; Fungi; Ascomycota; Sordariomycetes; Sordariales; Chaetomiaceae
Product: P-loop containing nucleoside triphosphate hydrolase protein
Exons: 4
Coding region: 286-3930 (1214 amino acids)
Biological process (GO): actin filament organization; vesicle transport along actin filament; endocytosis
Cellular component (GO): cell tip; cytoplasm; vesicle
Molecular function (GO): microfilament motor activity; ATP binding; actin filament binding
Source: RefSeq, a predicted model, not a curated record
AGGGGCUCCAGUCUUGCCAGGAGACAAUCAGGCACCAUUGAUUCUAACCUGGAAGGCUUAUCGUGACCUCGAAAGGGGCGCUCCUGCUCGAACCUUUUGAGCCCCCAGAUGUUGGAGACCACCAACCUGCCGCUGUUGGUUUGCAGUCGAAGUCUCAUACUGCCGCAUCGCCCUAUCUUUCGCAAGCGGUCAACCGCGGCAUAUACGACAACGGUUUGAAUACCACUAAUCACGUAAUUGCGGGCGCUUCCUGGGUUGACCAUAUACGCGCAUGACGGACCCGCGAUGGGCAUCACUCGACGUGCGAAGGACAAGGCGGCGCGGGCCGACCGCUCUGCCGGCGGAGCCGGGCAAGGCGGCUCCAGCAAGCCCAAGAAGGCCACCUUCGACACGACAAAGAAGAAAGAGAUCGGUGUCUCCGACCUGACGUUGCUGAGGACCGUUUCCAAUGAGGCCAUUAAUGAGAACCUGAAGAAACGGUUCGAGGGCGCUGAGAUCUACACGUACAUCGGCCAUGUCUUGGUUUCCGUCAACCCCUUUCGCGAUCUCGGCAUCUACACCGAUCAGGUGCUCAACAGCUACCGGGGGAAAAACCGGCUGGAGAUGCCGCCGCACGUUUUCGCCAUUGCCGAGUCUGCGUACUACAACAUGAAGGCGUACCGGGAUAACCAGUGCGUUAUCAUCUCGGGCGAGUCCGGUGCCGGCAAGACCGAGGCAGCCAAGCGCAUCAUGCAGUACAUUGCCAACGUCUCGGGAGGUGAGACGGGAGAAAUCCAGCAGAUCAAGGACAUGGUCCUGGCGACCAACCCUCUGCUCGAAUCCUUUGGCAAUGCGAAGACGCUGCGGAACAACAAUUCGUCGCGUUUCGGCAAGUAUCUGCAGAUUCACUUCAAUGCCCAGGGCGAGCCUGUUGGCGCCGACAUCACAAACUAUCUGCUGGAGAAGACGCGCGUGGUUGGGCAGAUUGCCAACGAGCGUAACUUUCAUAUCUUUUACCAGUUUACCAAAGGAGCGUCACAGCAGUACCGGGAGACCUUCGGAGUGCAGAAGCCCGAGACGUACUUAUAUACCAGCAAAUCUAAGUGUUUCAAUGUCGACGGGAUUGACGAUCUGGCCGAGUUCCAGGACACGCUGAACGCCAUGAAGGUGAUUGGCCUCUCACAAGCAGAGCAGGACAACAUCUUCCGAAUGCUUGCGGCCAUCCUCUGGACGGGCAACCUCGUGUUUCGGGAGGACGACAGCGGGUACGCGGCCGUGUCAGACCAAUCAGUCGUCGACUUCUUGGCGUAUCUCCUCGAAGUCGACCCGGCCCAGCUUAUCCAUGCCAUCACGAUUCGUAUUCUGACACCGAGGAACGGGGAGGUGAUCGAGUCUCCGGCCAACGUUGCGCAAGCGACGGCAACUCGAGACGCCUUGGCAAAGGCCAUCUACAACAACCUGUUCGACUGGAUCGUGGAGCGGAUAAACCAGUCUUUGAGGGCGCGGCAGGCGACUGCGAACUCGAUCGGCAUUCUUGAUAUUUACGGAUUCGAGAUCUUCGAGAAGAACAGCUUUGAGCAGCUGUGCAUCAACUAUGUCAACGAGAAGCUUCAGCAGAUCUUCAUCCAGUUGACUCUGAAAGCGGAGCAGGAAGAGUACGCGCGGGAACAGAUCAAGUGGACCCCUAUCUCCUACUUUGACAACAAGAUCGUGUGCGACCUGAUCGAGUCGAUUCGGCCGCCGGGAAUCUUCUCAGCGAUGAAGGAUGCCACCAAGACUGCGCAUGCUGACCCUUCCGCCUGCGACCGGACCUUCAUGCAGAGCAUCAACGGCAUGUCGAACCCUCACCUGACCCCGCGGCAAGGGAGCUUCAUCAUCAAGCACUAUGCCGGCGACGUCUCGUAUACAGUCGACGGCAUCACGGACAAGAACAAGGAUCUGCUCCUGAAGGGGCUCCUUAACCUCUUCCAGGCCAGCCAGAACAAGUUCAUCCACACCCUCUUCCCCAACCAGGUGGAUCAGGAUAACCGGAAGCAACCUCCGUCGGCAGGCGACAGGAUAAGAGCCUCGGCGAACGCACUGGUUGAUACACUGAUGAAAUGCCAGCCUUCCUACAUCCGGACCAUCAAGCCCAACGAGAACAAAUCGCCGACCGAGUACAAUGUCCCAAACGUGCUUCAUCAGAUCAAGUACCUGGGUCUUCAAGAGAACGUGCGUAUCCGGCGCGCUGGUUUCGCCUACCGCCAAUCCUUCGAGAAGUUUGUCGAUCGGUUCUUCUUGCUCUCGCCCGCUACUUCGUACGCCGGCGAGUACACGUGGCAAGGAUCCUAUGAAGCGGCUGUCAAGCAGAUCCUCAAGGACACCAGCAUUCCCCAGGAAGAAUGGCAGCUCGGCGUCACCAAGGCGUUCAUCAAGUCGCCCGAGACACUAUUCGCCCUCGAGCACAUGCGGGACCGGUACUGGCAUAACAUGGCCACGCGGAUCCAACGGAUGUGGCGAGCGUACCUGGCAUACAGGGCAGAAGCCGCCACGCGGAUCCAGCGUUUCUGGAGGAAGAAGCGCGUCGGUGCCGAAUACCUACAGCUUCGCGACGAAGGGCAUAGGGUCCUACAGGGCCGGAAGGAGCGCAGGAGGAUGAGCAUUCUUGGCUCUCGACGGUUCCUUGGCGAUUACCUCGGCCUCAACGCAAGCACUGGCCCCGGGGCGCAGGUACGGAAUGCCAUCCAACUUGGAAGCAACGAAAAAGCCGUCUUCUCCUGCCGCGGCGAGGUCCUGGAGGCGAAGUUUGGCCGGUCAAGCAAGCCUAGUCCUAGAAUUCUGGUCGUCACCAACAGCAAGUUUUACAUUGUGGCGCAGGUGAUGGGUCAGAAUCACCAGGUUCAGAUCAUGAUUGAGCGCUCAAUUCCCCUAGGGGCCAUCAAGUUCAUCGGCACAUCCACCUGCCGAGAUGAUUGGUUCUCUCUGGGCGUGGGGUCACAGCAAGAGGCAGAUCCUCUGCUCAACUGCGUGUUGAAGACGGAGAUGUUCACUCAGAUGAAGAGAGUGAUGCCUGGCGGGUUCGACUUGAGAAUUGGCGACACCAUCGAGUACGCGAAGAAGCCAGGCAAGAUGCAAGCAGUGAAGGUGCUGAAGGACUCGCCCACUCCGCACGAUUUCUACAAGAGCGGCGCUGUGCAUACGCAGCCAGGGGAGCCGCCGAAUUCUGUCUCCCGACCCACGCCCAAGGGUAAACCAGUUCCUCCAAGACCGAUCACCCGGGGUAAGCUCAUCAAGCCUGGUGGACCGGGCGGCAGGCCAUCUCGGGUUCCUGUCAACCGCACGUCGCAGCCUCGGCCAUCAGCAACUAGCACCGCGGCUUCCUCGAGGCCGGUGCCACAACCCCAACCGGCGGCGGCAACAUCCGCCAGCAUCCCGUCGCACACCCGACAGAAAUCUAACUCAUCUGCCGUUCGCGCACCUCCGCCCCCGCCCCCUGCACCGCCCGCUGCGAAGCCGAAAAUCAUGGCUAAGGUGCUGUACGACUUCGCUGGCCAAAGAGACAAUGAGCUGUCGGUCAAAGCGGGCCAGCUGAUUGAAAUUGUCCAGAAGGAGAACAACGGCUGGUGGCUCGCAAAGAACGGCGCAAGUCAGGCCUGGGUUCCGGCGGCGUACGUGGAGGAACAAGAAGCGGCUCCACCGCCGGUUGCGGCACCGCGGCCACCGCCGCCUCCGCCGGCGGCGAACGGUUCAGCUGCUAGGGCGAAGCCGGCAGCGCCACAGCCUCCGGCCAAGCGCCCAGCAGCGGGCAAGAAGCCGGCAGCACUGCAGGCUCGCGAUUCGGGCAUGAGCUUGAACGGGUCGGACAGUAGCAGGAGUAGCACUCCAACACCGAGUUUAGCCGGGAGUUUGGCCGAUGCGCUGUUGGCGAGGAAGAACGCCAUGGCGAAGAAGGAUGACGAUGAUGACUGGUAGCUAGUGUCUCACACAAUUCGAGUGGUAUGUACCUAGAUGGUGUUUUGUGAGACUUGAUGUAUGCGAGGAUCUGGCUCGGUGUAC